GGCCAUUUCGUAUAUAUUGCCGCGUCAGUCGUAGUUUCCAUGUCGGCUUCUUGUUGAACGAAGCCCUCCCGGAAUUGAAAUUUCAUAAAAUUCAAUUUCGUUAAAGAAUAUGGCGGCCAACCAGGCUCUUGUGGCUAAACUGUAUCGUGGCGUGAUCGAAGACGUUAUAAGUGGGGUACGAGAAGCUUUCCUAGAUGAGGGAAUCGAUGAAGCUGUACUUCUAGAAUUGAAGCAGAAUUGGGAAAACAAAUUGCAAUCGAGCAAAGCCAUUGAUCCUGUGACCGAUCCUGCUGAAGCAUCCCUUCAGAACAAACUACAGCAAAGGUCUUCUUUGCCUACCAAAACAGGUCAGCAGACUAGUUCUGCAGCCAAUACUACCAAUGCUCCAGCUCAGCCUGCUGCAUCUUCUCAAGCCAAGCAACCAGCAACCACCCCAUCUCCUGCAGCUCCAGCUGCUGCAGGAGGAGCAACAGCAGCAGCUGCAAGUACACCAGCGGUGAGGAUGGUUCCGGUACAAAUUACAGUCCCCCCUCAACCAGGAGUAACAGGUCACACAGCAGCCAAAAGUAUCACCGUCCAUGUUCCCGCCCAUGCUCUUCAAGGUGGCGCGGCUGGAGCACAGCUGCAAACGAUCCUGAGUUCACCGGCUGUGACGGCGGCCCUCUCUCUUCCUGUCGAAAUGGCGACGACAGUUUUGCAGCAACACAUCAAUACUGCGCUGCAGACAACAGCUGGCCGCAGCCAAUCUAGGGCUGACAAUGGAGGAGUAACACAGCUAGACGGACCCGGAGAUUCUUCAGACGAUGAAGACGACGUUGAUGAUGAUGAUGAUGACGACGUAGAAGAAGAGGACGAUCAUGACGACGAGGAGCUUGAUGCGGACAAUGACGAAAACGCAGACGAGGAGCCAUUGAACUCCGAAGAUGAUGUGACGGAUGACGACCCAUCCGUCCUGUUUGAAACUGACAACGUUGUCGUUUGUCAGUACGAUAAGAUCACCAGGAGCCGAAACAGGUGGAAGUUUCACCUCAAGGAUGGCAUCAUGAACAUCAACGGUCGUGAUUAUGUUUUCCAAAAGGCCAAUGGCGAUGCUGAGUGGUGAAAUAAUUUUGGAAUUGAAUUCCAACAGUGGAUGAUGGGGAGAAUAUGGUCAAAUAAAACAAACAAAAAUUGGA
Molecule: messenger RNA, 1175 nt
Organism: Daphnia carinata
Lineage: Eukaryota; Metazoa; Arthropoda; Branchiopoda; Diplostraca; Daphniidae
Gene: TfIIA-L
Product: transcription initiation factor IIA subunit 1-like
Exons: 7
Coding region: 110-1102 (330 amino acids)
Biological process (GO): transcription by RNA polymerase II; transcription initiation at RNA polymerase II promoter
Cellular component (GO): transcription factor TFIIA complex
Source: RefSeq, a predicted model, not a curated record